This is a messenger RNA of Hyaloscypha bicolor E, 1799 nucleotides long. RefSeq names its product putative MFS monocarboxylate transporter. The record is from RefSeq and is a predicted model, not a curated record. Gene Ontology annotation, biological process: transmembrane transport. Gene Ontology annotation, cellular component: fungal-type vacuole membrane. Gene Ontology annotation, molecular function: transmembrane transporter activity. NCBI's taxonomy places the organism in Eukaryota, Fungi, Ascomycota, Leotiomycetes, Helotiales, Hyaloscyphaceae. Bases 45 to 1385 code for a protein of 446 amino acids. The transcript is spliced from 4 exons.
CUUUCUUAUAUUAAAAAAUCCCAAACAGGUGCCACAUUCAAUUGAUGGAGGUUCAAAAUGAUAUCGUAUUAGGCGAUUUGUCCAGUUUCUUGGGCAGCAACGUCCAGGAUAAUGGCACUGAGCAUCCUCAGGAUGAGCCAAAUCACCACGAAUUCUCACUCCCACCAGCGGAUCAAGGGAAAGAUGCUAUUUUGUUCUUAGUUGCUGGGUUCGUGGUUGAAGCUCUCGUGUGGGGCUUCCCAUUCUCGUUUGGUGUCUUUCAAGAGUACUAUACUACACAUGAACCAUUUUCAAGUCAGCCUUCGGGAAUUGCAAUUAUAGGAACGACUGCUACUGGUAUUAUGUAUAUGGCUGGUUUGCUCCUAUAUCCAGCAUAUAAGAACUGGCCAAAUCUUGCGAACACUUCCAAAUGGAUCGGUAUUCCCAUCAUGUCCGCCGGCCUCGUUGCCGCCUCUUUCGCGAACAACGUGAAUCAACUCAUCGCCAAUCAAGGUGUCAUAUAUGCCAUCGGUGGCUCUAUCGUCUACUUUCCAGCCCUGCUCUUUGUCGAUGAAUGGUUCAUUCAACGCAAAGGUCUCGCAUUCGGCGUAUUAUGGGCAGGAACUGGAGCAGCCGGUCUGAUAAUCCCCUUCUUCCUCAACACCCUCCUCUCAACCUACGGCUUCCGCACCACCCUCCGCAUCUGGUCCCUAACAAUCCUCAUCCUCUCCAUGCCCCUCCUCUACUUCCUGCGUCCGCGCCUCCCCACCUCCGCAAUCUCCCACUCCCCCCGCUACGGCCUCGGCUUCCUCAAGUCUCCCAGCUUCUGGCUCCUGCAGGCAGGAGUGGUGGUUGAGAGCCUAGGCUACUUCCUCCCUUCCAUCUACCUGCCCACUUUCGCCGCACACCUCGGAUUGUCUCCUGCCACCGGCUCCCUGCUCGUCGCGCUCCUGAAUGGCGCUGCUGUGUUUGCGACGAUUAUCAUGGGUAUGCUGAUCGAUCGCUUCCAUGUCACAACCGUGAUCUUGUUGUCCACCAUCGGUGCUACCGCCUCUGUUUUCAUCCUCUGGGGGUUGUCCACUGCGUUACCGUUGUUAGUGGUGUUUAGCAUCAUGUAUGGCUUCUUUGCAGGCGGCUUUGUGAGCACGAACGCGGGGAUCAUCAAGUUGGUGAAGAGGUACGAUUAUAGCGCUGAUGUGGGCAUGAUGCUCGGUGUUACGAGUGCAGGGAGGGGCGUGGGGUCGGUGCUCAGUGGGCCAUUGAGUGAGGCGCUGUUGAGAGGUGAGGCGUGGAAAAGGAAGACUGGUUAUGGGAGUGGGUAUGGGGAGCUGAUUGUUUUUACGGGGAUUACGGCGGCGGUUGGGGGGAUGAGUUUCUUUGGGAAGAGGCUGGGGUGGAUUCAGUGAUGGCGGUUUUGAAGGCGCGAUCCCUGACACGUGGGUGGAGAACAAUUUGAAUGUACCACAACUUGUUGGAUGUCUAGAAACGUGUAAGUCGGAAGAAAGCACGCCUCUCCAGAAAAGAAUGCUAUCAUCCGAUGUAUUCUGCUCACAUUGGGUGCAAAAAGUGCACGAUUCGGUCCAAAGAGUUUUGCAAGCAUUCCAGUCGACCAAAUUCAUUAACUAGUUUAAAAACAUUAUCUUUAUCGUAAGGACUGUCUAUGUUCGUUCAAUUCCAAAUCUCAUUUCAUGUAAACAUUGCCAUUGCCCAUUUCGUAUGCUCACUUCAUCAUCCCAAAAUCGCCCCACGUUACACUCUCCAACCCCUUUUCCAACUCUCCAUACCCAGCAUUCGGCCGAAAUGUUCAUGCUUGAACCUCG